AUGCUGGAAGGACUAGUUGCUGGUCUCCUGAAUCGAUUCAUUGGACCCUAUGUGACUAAUCUCAACGUCAGUCAGCUCAACAUUGCCAUCUGGAGCGGCGAUGUCAAAUUGACAAACCUCCGCCUUAAGAAAGAUGCACUUGACAAGUUCAAUUUACCAGUCGAUGUAGUAGAAGGUUACCUCGGUGAGCUUACGUUAAGUAUCCCUUGGUCUAAUCUUAAAAAUAAGCCCGUCAAGGUUUAUAUCAACAAUGUGUAUCUUUUAUGUGUUCCCAAGGGCGAGUCAGAUUAUGACGCCGAUGAGGAGGCCGCUCGAGCCCAGGCAUUAAAAGAAGACAGACUGGCCAAUGCAGAACUACUGAGCACAAAGCCAGCUGCAGGGAUGGAUGGUAGGACUGAAAAAAAGAAUGCUACUUUCCUAAACCAACUCGUCACAAAGGUCGUUGACAACCUGCAGGUGUCAAUCAACAAUAUCCAUGUUCGAUAUGAAGACAAGAUGUCCGAUCCAAAGCACCCUUUCUCAGCUGGAUUGACUCUCUCGCAGCUAUCAGCUGUUUCGACUGAUGGUGACUGGGUUCCUACCUUUAUCCAUGAUGAAGCCAAUACUAUUCACAAGCUUGCCACAUUAGAUUCACUGGCUAUGUAUUGGAACACUGACUCUCGGUCGCUAGCUGGAAGAGACAAGGAUGACGCACUGAAAACUUUUAUGGAGCUGGUCGCAAAGGCAGAAUAUAUACCGAAGGAGCAUCAAUACAUUCUUAAGCCUGUAUCAGGGACAGGAAAGGUCAAACUUAACAAACGUUAUGGUGGAGAUGUUCCCAAGACCGGCGUUAGCCUCAAUUUUGACGAGUUAGGAUUUGUAGUCGAUGACGAGCAAUAUAACAACGUCCUUCUGAUGAUGGGGCUAUUCCAUUCGUUCAUGAGGCAACAUGAGUUCAGGAAAUUUCGACCACCAAAAUCUGUCACACCAUCGCAAAAUCCUUUGGCAUGGUUCCGCUACGCUGGAAAUGCGGUGUUAUCGCAGAUUCAUGAAAGGAACCGCAAAUGGACGUGGGCAUACUUCGAGGAACGUCGUGAUGACCGCAAAGCCUAUGUGGAACUGUACAAGAACCACAAGCUCGGCCGAAAUGAUGUCGAGGAUGAAGAAAGGCUCAAAGCGCUGGAAUGGAAGUUGUCGUAUGAUGACAUUCGCCUUUAUAGAAGUAUCGCCAAGGGUGUAUUACGCCGCGAAAAAAUCUUGAUCGAGAAAAAACAGGUGGCAGAGCAACCUAAGGGCUGGCUCAGUUCUUGGUGGUAUGGCUCUAACUCUAAAAAGACUCAAAAGUCUGAGGAAGAGGAAGAUGCAACUACGCUUACGGAUGAGCAGAAGCAGCAGUUGUACGAUGUUAUCGAUUAUGACGAAAAAGCGGCUUUGCAAGCGAACCUCGAAGAGGCUAAAGAUACGAUACUGUAUUCUAUCGACGCAAGACUGCGAACAGGGUCUUUUGCGCUUAAAAACGAUCCUCAUGGCGCAAACAAGAUUAUAUUCAAUGUUGUAUUUGACACUUUCCUUGCUAACUUUCUGACGCGAACUGACAACUUCGUUGCAGGUAUCGCCCUUGGAGGAUUGACAUGCAUUGAUGGUACAACUCAAAACACACUGUACCCGAAGAUUGUGCGAGUCAAGGAGGCUGAAAGCAAGAAGAAUGUUCUUUCCAAGGUCUCUGACGGUGAUACCAUCUUUGGUGGAGAAAGCAGUCAGAGUGGUCAGGCCCAGGCGGAGGUUGAAUUCAACCCUUUCUUCUCUGUAAAUUUUGAGCAGAAUCCUCUGGAUAACCACGCUGAUAGCGUUCUGGAGGUUAAAAUGAGACAUCUUGAGAUCCUUUACAACCCAAAGACGGUCGACACCGUGAUGGAGUUUUUGAAGCCACCACCAAGUGAGGCAGACAGUAUCAACGCUCUCUUGGAGGCUGCAGGAGACACUCUCGAAGGUUUGGCUGCUCAAACUAGAGCAGGAUUGGAGUAUGCGUUGGAGGAGCACAAGCGCCUUGAUCUACGCGUGGAUAUGGAUGCACCUGUCAUGAUCUUCCCAGAAAGCUGUACGGACAUCAAUGCACUUGUUGCAGUUCUCGACGUUGGUCAUAUCUUUGUCGAGAGUAACUUAGUCUCAAAGGAAGAUAUGGCGGUUGUAGAGAACAAUCACAAGCGCACCAUGACAGGAGCUGACAUGGAGAAGCUUGAAGAGCUUAUGUAUGACCGAUUUGUGGUACAACUUUCUAGCACACAGCUUCUUGUUGGUCAAUCAGUUGAGCGGUGCUUGCAGCAGAUUAGGAAACCGGACAAGGGAAAUGAUCUCCAUGUCAUCGAUAAGAUCAAUAUGACAUUCCAUGUUCAUCUCUCGAUAUUGCCUCAAGCACCUAAUCUUACCAAGAUCAAGGUCUUUGGUGAUCUACCCUUGCUUCAAAUCAACUUCUCGGACCGCAAAUAUAAGACACUUAUGCGUAUUGUCGACUUGGUUGUGCCAAAAGAUGAUGAGAAUCCUGCGCCUCCACCGCCACCAAAGCGAAAAAGCUCUAUGAACAUUCCUUUGCUUGGGAAGAGCGCGUACAGGGACGAUCUUGUGCUGGGAGAUACUACUGAAGGAGAGACCGAUGAUGAAAGAGUGGUAACUCGCCGCGGAAAGACGUCUGAAGACAAAGAGCAAAGCCAGGCUAUGCUAUUACAAAAGACUUUCCAAUUCAGUUUCAAGGUUACCAAAUUUGCAGUAACGCUCAAAAAGGCUCCUCAGGAUGUCAAUGCCCCAGAGCGAGUGUUGGCAGAUUUGAUUAUUGAGAGAUUCAAACUUGAAUUUGCCCUUAGACCUGUGGAUAUGGCAGUUGAUAUUGUUCUCGGAUCUCUGUAUGUUGAAGACAAGGUGGACACAAAUCCACUUUACCCGUAUCUGAUUUCAUCCGAUGAUGCUGGAAAAUCGCCAGCGACAGAGGGAUCGGAUCUUGUUCAUGUCUCUUACAUCAAAGUGAACCCAAUAUCACCCGAUUACUUGACCAAAUACAAAGGAAUCGAUGCUACAGUCGACAUCUCCUUCUCGACGGUCACUAUGAUUCUUACUCGCAAGAGUGUCCUUACUCUAUUUGAUUAUGUCUUAACAACCUUUACCGGGCCUGCACAAAACCAAGCUCCAGCAACAGCAGCCGCAGGGGACCAAAGUGCCAUUAAGGCCCCACAGUCGGAUUCCGACAAUAAAACUCAACCACAGGACACCAUGAAGGUGAAGGUUAAAAUGACAAGUAUCAAUUUCAUCUUAAAUAAUGACGGCCAGCGGCUUGCUACCAUGGCACUUUCACAGUGCGACGUUGCCGUAAUGAUGAAGUCACCAACAAUGCGCGUCAAUGUCAAGCUAGGCAACUUUACAUUGGUAGACGAUAUUAACCCUGGAAAACAGCAGAUCCUGGCGAUUCAAGGAGAAGAGCUUGCUGAUUUUGCUUAUGAGACAUUCAAUCCUGAAUCAUCCUCCUAUCCAGGAUACGACGCUUCCGUGUUCCUGCGUGCAGGUUCUUUGCAAUUGACAUUCCUUGAAGAGCCUAUCAGGGAACUACUCGAUUUCUCAACGAAAUUUGCGCGCAUGCAUGUCUUGUAUGACUCUGCUCGAAAUGCUGCUGUAAAUCAGGCUCAAGCUUUGCAAACUACAGCGAGCAAAUUCCACUUUGACGUGCAGAUUUGUACCCCAAUCGUUAUUUUACCUAAGGAUGCAAAGUCACGGAACACCAUUGUGGCCAAUCUUGGAGAGAUUUCCAUCAGAAAUGAGUUUGCUGAUGAUGCUCAUAUUGAAGGAGGCUUCCUGGAUCAAAUGAAGCUUGAAAUUCAUUCGAUCAAUCUUAUCAGCCAGUUCUACUUUAACGAUACUGUUCAAGAAUUACAAAUUAUUGAGGACGUUGACAUUGACGUCGAUGUAAUCCGUGCAAACCAUAAAGAUGGUCUUUCUCGACCUGAUAUGGAGCUUAUUGGCCGAAUGUCUGAUGUCAGCAUGAACCUGACAGAGCUCCAAUACAAGACGCUCUACGGUAUCUCUAUGUCUGUUGCCCGUGCAUUUGGUGGCGGCGGCAAUGUCGAUACCGACGCCCUCGCUGCUUCUGCUGGAAUCCCUUCGGCUCCACCACCACCACCGGCUCCUAAAGCCAAAGAUGAUAAAUGGACAUCGAUCGAUCUAGUAUUCAGUAUGCCUCAGGUUGCACUCGAGAUUUAUCAAGGAGAUGCUACACAAAAGGAAUUCCGUGAAUGUAGCUUCUCAAAGUUCUCGCUAUCCAAGACUGACUUCAAGUACAAGAUGAUGACAGACUCCACCAUGAACGCGGAGCUGACCAUCCAGGACCUCAUCAUUAAUGACACUCGACGCGACGUCAAGACGAGGUUUCGCGAAGUCAUCCCUGCGAACCUGCAUGACAGUCCACAGAUUUCAAUGUCUCUCAGUACAUUCGAUGAUAAUAGCAUGCUUGUGCUGCUCAACAUUGAUAGCCCAAAGGUUAUUUUCCAUCUAGAAUAUAUCUUUGCGCUACAAAGCUACUUCAUGAGUGCUUUGAAUGCAACUACAGAGGCAGAGGUGUCUUCGAAUGACAGAAAGCCUUCAUCAUCGAAUCAAGUAUCCCGAAGAACCUCAAGCUCAACCAAUCCAAAAGGAAGGCGCUCAUCGAAUGCUGUUCCCAUUAAGCCUCCAGAGCCAGCUAUGCCUGGUGAACAAAGUUCUUCCCUACAUUAUCGUCUCAGCGUUGUCUCUCCCGAGAUUAUCUUGUUGGCUAACGCUGCCAGCUCGGCUACAGAUGCCAUUAUUCUUUCCGCUCAUCAAGUGGUCAUAUCACAGCAGGAGACUAUGACGCUGAUCGUCGAUCGUGUCGGAAUGUUUCUAUGCAAGAUGGACAAGAGAGACGAUACUAGUUUGCGGUUUAUUGACAAUUUUGAUAUUGCGCUUUCAAUGGGAAGUCGCUCUCCAACCCCAGGCCAUCAACUUACCAGCAUUACAUUGGAUGUCAGACCAUUAGUUCUGAGGCUCUCAUAUCGUGACGCAAUGUUGAUCAUGGACAUAGUGAAUAAAGCUACUGAGCUUCAGUCCAAGGCCCAGCCAAGUACCACAGAGCGAGCCCUCACCCCUCCUAAGCAAGAGGCCAAUGCUGGACCUGCACCAAGGGCAAUAGCGGAUGCCGAUCGACGCGCGAUUGUCACUUCUGUUGGAAUGAAUAGUCCUAAACCCAAUGCAAAGCGCCUGAUAGAAGAAGCAUCUUUUGUCUCAACUCGCGAAACACUUAAGGGAGUAAUUCAAGGGGUGCAGUUGAUUUUGAUCGAUGACAUGUACAGUUUGCCUAUUCUGGAUCUCAAAUUAGAUCGCUUCGAUGUGGAGGUUAAGGAAUGGUCAUCCGAAAUGAAGGUGGAUACAUCUCUUCGUACUAGUAUCAACUAUUUUAAUGUCAGAAACUCGCACUGGGAACCUUUGUUGGAGCCUUGGCAGUUUGUGAUCCAUGUGUCUAAGGUGGUGCAGCCUCCCAACAUGCUAAUCGACAUCUUCUCGAAGCAGGAUCUCAAUAUUAAUAUCACUCAUACAUUUAUUGAGACAGCGCUCCAGAUUAUGACUACAAUUCAAGAAGAGCCUGAGCAAAUCACGUCCAUCAACAGGGAGACAUUAGUACCAUACCUACUUAAGAAUCGGACAGGCUAUCCGUUGCAUGUCUGGGCUGAAUCCGAAAAUAAUACUGAUAUUGUAGUUCAUAAAAUCAAGGACGGCGCAAACCUACCAUGGCGCUUUGACGACUGGAGGAAGAUGCGUGAGACUGUUGCAAGCAAGAAGAAUACAUUAGGCAUUCAGUUUGACGGUGUGCCAUGGGAGAGUCUUAAAGAUGUACCUGUGGAACGCGAAGGGCGCUAUUUGUAUGUCCUCCGGCCCAAGCUCAGCAGUGUGUCUCACAGAAUCGCGAUCGAUAUCCACAUUAAGAAUAACGUCAAGGUCGUCACGUUUAGCUCGGCUCUUUUAGUCGAAAAUGCUACUUCUCUACCUAUCGAGGUUGUUAUCGUUGACGAGAAGAAGAAGCAUCUCUCCAGCGCAAAGAAAAUUGCCCCUGGUGAGGACUUUUCUGUUCCUAUCGAGGCCGCCUAUAAAAAUCGAUUACUCGUUCGCCCUGACCCUGGAUUCAAUUAUAAUUGGAGUUCAGAGCCCAUCUUCUGGCGUGAGCUUGUAGCACAACAGCACAAGCAAGAGAAAUAUAAAGUUGAUGGUGAAGCUGUCGGUUCAGUCAGCUGCCGACCUCUAGAUGAUCCUAACCAACAAUCCUUCCGAUUUCAAGUGCGCGGUGUCACUGAUAAUUUUGAUCCGCUUAAUAAGGAUUAUCCAUACAUGACAAUCCGAUUAAGCGCUCCAGUCGAAAUUGAGAAUUUAUUGCCAUACAAUUUGCGGUAUACAGUCAUGGAGAAGACAUCACCCAAGCACAGCGGCACAGUACUGUCAUCCUAUCUUAGGAAGGGAGGUAUCUCUCCCUUGCACACCGUCGACGUGCGCAAUUUAAUGUUGUUAAGUAUCGCGAUUGAGAAUACGACCUUUGGGGCAAGCGAGUAUGCAAUCGUAAGCUCGCAUGACCCGAGUGAGCUACCUGUUGAGAAUACCUUGACUCUAACUGAUCCUGAUGGCUUGAAACUCAUGUUGGGCAUUCAUCGACAUGUUAUCCCUGGCUCCGGAGGCGCUGUGAAGUUCAGUAUUUACUGCCCAUAUGUUAUUUUAAACAAAACCGGACUGGAUCUAGUCUUUAAAGCCAAAUCCUUUAUGCAAAAUGCCAAGAUUGCUGCUGGUCAAGGAGGAAGCCGCAUAGUUCAAAACAAGGCCCUGCCACUUAUGUUUUCAUAUGGCAAAGCUGAGAAUGGCAACCGUGUUCUGCUCCAAGUUGAAGGCAACACUCAAUGGAGUCGUCCAGUGAGCUUUGAAGCCGUUGGUAGCAUCAUGGAGAUUGCUGUACAGGCCAUGGAUAGAAAAGAGGAGAUCCAUUUGGGAAUGAAUGUGGAGCUUGGCAAAGGCAAAUAUGCGUUGACUAAAGUCGUUACAAUCACUCCUAGAUUCAUCCUCAAGAACAACUUGAACGAGGAUUUGAACUUCAGAGAGUAUGGCUCCAACAAUGUAACUUUAUUACCUGCUCAACAGCGUGUGCCAUUGAGGUAUUUACGCUUAGGACAGGAGAAGUUGCUCUCUCUUCGCCUUCCUGGAGUCACUUCGCGGUGGACUGCUCCUUUCAAUAUUGAUGAAAUGGGUAAGAUGCAUGUUACGAUCCUUCGUAGUGACGGUGAAAUCGAACUGAUCCGCGUCCACGUCAUGAUGGAGGUUGCCACAGUCUUUGUUGUCCUCAACAAGGAGGAAGGAAGAUGGCCAUAUCGUAUCGACAACAGAUCAUCGUGGGAUAUCUCUUUCCGUCAGCAUAGCCCUGUACGCAAUGAGUCCGCAUCAGCUUCGUCAGCAUCAUUUGCCAGCUCUACGGCCAAGACUUACAAGCUCAAGGCUGGCGAGACCAUGGCUUACUCCUGGGACCUGCCGUUCAUGAAAGAAAAGGCUCUUGUUUUGACCGUGAAUGGCCGAGAGCGCGAAGUCAGCCUUCAGGAAAUUGGAUCUUUAGUUCCCUUUAAGUUCCCAGCGGGUGAUGCCAACAGUAUUAUUUCAAUUGAUGUUAUUGCGGAAGGCCCUACACAGGUCUUGGUGCUUGCGGACUACGACUCAAAACAGAGUAUGUUCAAGCAACGGUCUUCCAGCCAACUGACCCUCGUAGAGCGUGAAGAUGCUGACAGAGAUUUUUCAAAUAAGGACCUGAACAAGGAGGGAUUUGAAGUCAUCGACGUUGAUGCUGUUGUGACGUUCAGUUUCCAAGUGCGUCUCGAAUGUAUUGGUAUCUCGAUCCUGAAUCAGCGGAUGCAAGAGUUAAUGUAUCUGUCGAUGACUGGAUUGGAGAUGAGGUACACGGAUUCAAAUAUGUAUCAGUCUAUAAACAUGAUGGUCAAGUGGCUUCAAAUCGACAAUCAGCUCUAUGGAGGAUCAAGCCCCAUCAUCCUAUGCCCUACACAGACGCCCAAGGAUGGCAAAGAUGCCUCAGCACAUCCAACACUUCAUAGUGCUCUUGUACGCGCCAAGGACGAAACUCACGGAGUGGUCUACUUCAAGUAUUUCUCGGCUUUAUUACAGGAGUUGACAGUAGCAAUGGAUGAGGAUUUCUUAUACACACUACUCGAGUUUUCCAAAUUCAAUGUUCCUGGAUGGACUGCAGAUCCCAAUAAGGUCCAACUAUGUGACGAGAGCUUAGAUCUGCCGGAACCAGCAGCAAACGACGAUGAGAAUCAGUUAUUCUUUGAGGUAUUACAUCUGCACCCUAUGAAGGUCAACUUGUCAUUUAUGCGUUCAGACAGAGUUAAUAUUGAGGAGGCUCAACAGAAAACUUCGAGCCACAACCCGAUCAUGUAUAUUUUUAAUGUGCUCACUAUGGCCAUUGGAAACAUUGAUGCUGCUCCUAUUACCUUGAAUGCCCUUCUUUUGGAAAAUGUACGCGCCAGCGGACCAGUGCUAGUGGAUUUGUUGCAGAGACACUAUAGUCAAGAUUUUUUCUAUCAGUUGCAUAUGAUUGUUGGGUCAAUUGAGUUUUUGGGCAAUCCCGUAGGUCUGUUCAAUAACCUCAGUUCCGGAGUGGCUGAUUUCUUCUACGAACCCUACCAAGGUUUUAUCAUGGGAGAUCGUCCACAAGACUUUGGUUUAGGGAUUGCUCGAGGAACAUCUUCGUUACUCAAGAAGACAGUUUUUGGGUUCUCAGAUAGUCUUGCAAAGAUCUCAGGAUCGGUCGGAAAGGGAUUGUCUGCAGCAACUAUGGAUAAAACCUUCCAAGAACGACGUCGGAUGGGAAAUCAAAGAAAUGCACCUAAACAUGCUCUUUCCGGAUUAUCACAGGGCGCAUCUUCACUGGCUCAGGGAUUAGUCAGCGGAGUGACAGGCAUUGUAGAACAACCUUUGACUGGAGCACAGAACGGUGGAGUAGAGGGCUUUUUCAAGGGUGUAGGUAAAGGCCUGGUGGGGGCUGUUACCAAACCAUUAGUUGGUGUAUUUGAUUUUACUACGAAUGUUACAUCUGGUAUCCGAAAUACGACGACGGUCUUUGACAAGGACCAACGCCGCAAGCGUAUCCCACGACAUGUACCUAAGAAUGGCAUCUUGACGCUGUACGACAAAUCGGAGGCGUUGGGGCAGUACUGGUUGAAACAAGUGGAUAGUGGCAGAUAUUUUUACGAUGACUAUAUUGCGCAUUUGGUGCUGAAGGGUGAUAAUAUGAUUGCCAUGUUGACAUCAAAGCGAAUCAUGGUGUUCAGAGCAGAGAGUCUGAAAGUUGAAUGGGAGCUCGAGUUCUCAGAGAUCCAGAGUAUUGCGCCAUUCCCGAGAGGAAUUGCCAUCACGAGCCGCCGAGGUGGACAGGAGAAUUUCAUUCCUAUCUUUGAACAGACAGCAUUGCAAUGGUUCAGUGGCAAAAUUGAAGAGAAGGUCAAUCAAUUCAAUGCGGACCUGAAGCCUCUAGAGUAA
Lobosporangium transversale is the source of this 9552-nucleotide messenger RNA. RefSeq lists its product as hypothetical. Gene Ontology annotation, cellular component: extrinsic component of membrane. The transcript has 16 exons. Lineage: Eukaryota; Fungi; Mortierellomycota; Mortierellomycetes; Mortierellales; Mortierellaceae. The coding region runs from base 1 to 9552 and encodes 3183 amino acids. The record is from RefSeq and is a predicted model, not a curated record. Gene Ontology annotation, biological process: protein retention in Golgi apparatus; late endosome to vacuole transport; protein targeting to vacuole.